This is a messenger RNA of Strongylus vulgaris, 285 nucleotides long. The record is from the annotation of a GenBank genome assembly. NCBI's taxonomy places the organism in Eukaryota, Metazoa, Nematoda, Chromadorea, Rhabditida, Strongylidae.
CAAUAUCCUGAAGGGUUUAUCUUUCCUGCAACGCGGUUAGAACAUGCCAAAGAAAUACCUCGCACCCUUCGUGACUAUAGUGAUCGUCGUGUAAGUUUCCUUGGAAUUUUGAAAGAGCUGUGCUUUGACGCUGAUUGUCGUUUACAGAAUGGUAAUGACUACCGACCUCAGAUAGGAUUCACUCGUGAUGUCCCCGGACGAGCAACUCUGGAUGAGUCAGCGCACCGAUUUAUACAGCGCGAGGGAGGCCGUGGUAGUUUUGGUACUUUUUUGAAAUCAUUUUAA